AUGCUGUGUCAGGCACUUUGCAGAUUUGGCCAAAAGCUGAUACACAGAUGUAAGCUGGAACAACCAGUGGCUGAGGAUGACCCACAGAGAAUACUGAGAACUCUGGAUUUAGUGGCCCUGGGUGUGGACCGCACAGUGAGUGUACGUGUGUAUGUCCUGGCUGGUGAGUUGGUCAGCAAUCAAGCAGGACCAUCCUUUGUGAUCUGCUUUUUGGUGGUCGGCCUAUCUUUUGUGUUGGUUGGGCUGUGCUAUGCAGAGUUUGGUGCCAGAGUUCCCCAUUCUGGAUCUGGAUAUCUUUGCACCUAUGUCACUAUAGGUGAGCUCUGGGCUUUCAUCAGUUGCCGGAGCACCAUUCUUUACAUUUUUUUUUCUGGCAUAGUCAUUGUGGCCUGGGCCUGGACCUUAGCAUUUGUGAACCUGCUUAGGAACCAGAUCUCUUAGACCCUGUGUGAGAGCAUUGAACCACAUGUUCCCCAGGUCCUUGUAGAAUAUCCGGAAGACUUUGUUGUGGGUCUUAUGUUCUUCCUCAUAGACUUUUUGACUGUGAGGAUUGGUCAGAUUUUCCUGGUUGUCAAAGUGUUCGCUUUGGUAAAAAUUUUAAUGCUCAGUUUUGUAAUAAUCUCUGGCUUCAUUAAGGGGGACCUACACAACUGGAAGCUGAAACAAGAUGACUACAUAAAGGCUGGACUCAAUGACACCUCUAGCUUGGGCCCUCUGGGCUCUGGAAGAUUUGUGCCUUUUGGCUUUGAGGGGAUUCUCCGUGGAGGAGCUAACUGUUUCUAUGCAUUCAUAGGUUUUGCUGUUAUUGUUACCAGAGUUGAAGAAGCCCAGAAUCCCCAGCAUUCCAUCCCCAUGGGCAUUGUGAUUUCACAGUUCAUCUGCUUUUUGGUGUAUUUUGGUGUCUCUUUGGCACUUACACUUAUGGUGCCUUACUACAAGUUUCAACCUGGGAGCACCUUGCCUGAGGCAUUUCUCCUUACUGACUGUACCCCUGCCUACUAUGUUGUAAAUUUGGGAUUCCUCUGUAGUCUUUCUUUCAGCAUCUUUGCCUUUAUGAUCCCCAUGUGUUCAGUGGUAUAUCAGAUGGCACAGGAUGGUGUCCUGUUCUCUUUCCUUAAAAGAAUCCAAACCAGCACGUACACCUGCAUUGUGACCACUGUGAUCUUGAGCAUUAUUGCAGCCAUCAUGGCAUUUUUCUUUGGACUCACUGAUCUCUUGGACCUCAGGUUACUUGGGUCCUUGCUAGCUUACUCCCUGGUAGCUCUUAGUGUUCUCAUCGUUAGGUAUCAUCCUGAGGUGAAGAAAGGGGGAAAUGAAGCAGAGGUGCAGGAGGAGAAUGGACCUGCAGCAGAGAAGCUGACUCUACAGGGACUACUUUUUCCAGGCAGCUCCACCCCCACUCCACUCUCUGGCCAGGUUGUCUAUGUUUGCUCCUCACUGUUUGUUCUGCUGCUCACUCUUCUUUGCCUGGUGCUGGCCCAGUGGACAGUUCUGCUUUCUGGAGACCCAGUGUGGAUUUCAGUGGUUGUGGUGCUCCUGGUGCUCAUCACUGGGCUCACUGGGGUCAUCUGGAGACAGCCUCAGAGCUCUAGUCCCCUUUACUUUAAGGUCCCUGCUCUGCCUCUGCUCCCACUACUGAGCAUCUUCAUGAAUGUUUGCCUUAUGGUGCAGAUGACAGCUGCCACCUGGGCCCUAUUUGCUGUCUGGAUGUUGAUUGGGUUUGCUAUCUACUUUGCCUAUGGGAUCCAGCACAGCCUGGUCACCUAA
Messenger RNA from Prionailurus viverrinus (fishing cat), 1767 nucleotides. Its product is annotated as cationic amino acid transporter 3-like. Gene Ontology annotation, cellular component: plasma membrane. The record is from RefSeq and is a predicted model, not a curated record. Gene Ontology annotation, biological process: amino acid transport; transmembrane transport. Gene Ontology annotation, molecular function: amino acid transmembrane transporter activity. NCBI's taxonomy places the organism in Eukaryota, Metazoa, Chordata, Mammalia, Carnivora, Felidae. The transcript has a single exon.